Molecule: messenger RNA, 10386 nt
Organism: Strigops habroptila (Kakapo)
Lineage: Eukaryota; Metazoa; Chordata; Aves; Psittaciformes; Psittacidae
Gene: ZBTB40
Product: zinc finger and BTB domain containing 40
Exons: 18
Coding region: 251-3952 (1233 amino acids)
Biological process (GO): regulation of transcription by RNA polymerase II
Cellular component (GO): nucleus
Molecular function (GO): DNA-binding transcription factor activity, RNA polymerase II-specific; protein binding; RNA polymerase II cis-regulatory region sequence-specific DNA binding
Source: RefSeq, a predicted model, not a curated record
CCAGCCCAGGUCUCUCAGCCUGGCUCCAGAGCAAAGGUCACUGAAGCAAGUGCAGGACCCAGCCCAGGAAGCCUCCUUGCCCCUGUCAGAGGAGCACACCCCAUCGCUGCCCAUUCUGGAUUUGUUCUCUAGUGCUCUUUGACUCUGCAGCCUCCCGGGUACCACAGCAGCCUCCGAAAAACAGCAGGGCUUUGUGAAAGCAGUGUGGAGACCGCAGCAGGAGGAGGCCAGUAGACCCUGUCCUGGUACCAUGGAGCUUCCUGGUUACAGCAGGCAGCUGCUGCAGCAGCUUUAUGCUCUCUGCAAAGAGCAGCAGUUCUGUGAUUGCACCAUCUUCAUUGGGAAUGUUCACUUUAGGGCACACAAGGUGGUUUUGGCUGCUGCCAGCCUGCUUUUUAAAUCCCUGUUGGACAGCACAGACACCAUCUCCAUCGAUGCUUCUGUGGUGACCCCUGAGGAGUUCGCGCUCUUGCUGGAGAUGAUGUACAGUGGCAAACUCCCACUGGGGAAACACAAUUUCACCAAAGCUAUCUCUGUGGCAGAUAGCCUGCAGAUGUUUGAUGUGGCUGUUAGUUGCAAAAACCUUCUCAGGGACCUCAUCAGCUGUUCUACUCAGGACCAGGUAGUGAGCGAAGUCUCCAGCCAGGUGGCAGACUCAUCUGAAAACCAUGCUGAAGCUAAUAACCUGCCCCAGUCUGAAAAACCUGAUGAAGGAAAAACAGAUACCCUCCUCCCACAGAAAGUUUCCCCUUUUCCUGGCCCUGAAGAAGCAGAAAUGGAAGCAGAUGUUUUUCCUCCUGGCCAGGAACUUACUGUGAAUCACACGUGGGUUCACCAGGAUGGGAUGUCGAGUGACUCCAGAUCCCUCCAGGAGGACCCAAGCUCUCAUCCUGAUCAGGCUGCCCGUGCUGAGCAGGGUGGCUGUGCAGAAGAGGAGCUUCCUGAGCCUCCAGAGGAGAAAGGAGGAGCAAGGAGGGAUUUAGCAGCAGACAGCAAAAGCUGUAAACUGGAUUUCCUUCUUCGAUAUGAAAGCAUUUUCUCUGAGGCCCUUUCUGAUGCCCGGGCUGUGCUGAACAGACUAGAAGAGUGCAGAGAAAUUGAUGCCUCUCAAAAGGAGGCUCUGGUUUCCUGCCUGGCAGAAACAGGGGAACAGUCAGUGUUCAAGAAGCUGCUGAGCAAAGUGAAGGAUGCUCAGCCCCUGGAUACUCAGCCCCUGGAUGCUCAGACCCUUGUGUCUUUACUGAAGCUGUUUCAAGACACAAACCCCAAGCUGAGAGUGGCUUUGCUGGAGAGGCAACAGGGCAGUGGAGAAGCCCUGCAGCAAGCAGAGAGCACAGAUGAGGGAGAGACGCUGACUGCUCGCUUGCUGGAAUACAGGGAGGAGCUGAUCCAGAGCGUGACACAGCUGAGCCCCAUCCUAGAGUUCUUGGAGGCAGCAGAAGAGGGAUUCCUGACUGCCUCGGAGAAGCGGGUGGUUUUGGAUUGCUGUGGAGGCAGCUCUCAGAGGGAAGCUGUGGACAAUCUACUCAGGAAGGUGGAUGAAGAGAAAACCCUAAAAGUGGAAAGUUUGGUCAAACUUCUUGGGGCUGUGAAAGCAUCAUUCCCUGGUCUCCACCUUCUGCUAGACAACUUGGUGGCAACAGCAAACGUCUCUGAUGGCAAAGCUGAAUGGAGCCCAGAGGAUUAUGGAGCCAAACUGUUGAGGCAAUACCAAGAAAACUUCGUGGAGCUCCUCACAGACAGUGAGGUGCUGCUGGAGGGCAUCUCUGCUGCACAGAGCCUGGCUCCUGCUGAGAGGGAGGUGAUGGAGCAGGUUGUGAAGUGUGGGGCCGGUGGCUUUGCCCCCCUUGCGUCGGCAGCGCUGGAGGAUCGGUCCUUGUCCGUCUGUGCCAUCUGGCAGCUGCUUCUGGCUGUGCAGGGGCCUGCGCCGCUGAGCCUGCUCAUGGAGCAGAUCCGGAAACAACCUGGUGCAGAGCUCUUCUUCCAAGCAGUGGCCAACAGCGAGAGCACAGCCAUUGAGAUCAUCCUGAGGCACAGCAAGCUGAUCUCAGAGGCCAUCCAGAAGAGAGGGGACCUGGAGGGCUUGGCCCCGUGUGAGGCAGGACUCACAGAAGCAGUAAAAGAGCUGCUGAGUAUUUCUGCUCAGAAGGAAAGUUCAGAGGCUUCCUUGAAAGCAGCUCUGAGCACAGCCCAGGAGAAGUCUGUCCUGGCCGUCAAGAUCUGUCAGCUGCUGUGCAAUGUCCAUGAGUCCUUCCCAGACCUGCAGCCAGUGAUGCAGGAGCUGGGGCAUGCAGGUCUCUUGACUGAGGGAAGUGGGGAGAAGCCUGGGAUUAGGAAGUGGAAGGUGAACAGUAAAUCCCAAAUUGAAGCUCUGGACAAAGAUGAGGACAAGACAGGAGGUGCUGGUGCCAAGGAACCAAAGGAACCCCAAGAAAAACCUUCUUCCAAGAAGAGUUUUGUCUGCAAAGCCUGUGAUAAGACCUUCCAUUUCUACUGCCGCCUGAAGGUGCACAUGAAACGUUGUCGGGUGGCCAAAGGGAAGCAAAUGCAGUGUAAGGAGUGCAGCGAGGUCAAAUCGACGAAGAAGGAGCUGGAGAAGCAUCAGCUGGAGGUCCACGGUGUGGUGGGGGUGGUCAAGAAGAAGAAGAAGCGGCUUCCUGUGACAUGUGACAUCUGUGGCCGAGAGUUUGCUCAUGCCUCAGGGAUGCAGUACCACAAGCUGACAGAGCACUUCGAUGAGAAGCCCUUCUCCUGCGAGGAGUGCGGGGCCAAGUUUGCGGCCAACUCCACGCUGAAGAACCACCUGCGGCUGCACACCGGGGACCGGCCCUUCAUCUGCAAGCACUGCCUCAUGACCUUCAUGCAGGCCUCGGCCCUUGCCUACCACACCAAGAAGAAGCACGCUGAGGGGAAGAUGUACGCCUGCCAGUACUGCGACGCCGUGUUCGCCCAGUCCAUCGAGCUGUCACGCCACGUCCGGACACACACCGGGGACAAGCCCUACGUCUGCCGGGAGUGUGGGAAAGGCUUUCGCCAGGCCAACGGGCUCUCCAUCCACCUCCGGACCUUCCACAACAUUGAAGAUCCCUAUGACUGCAAGAAGUGCCGGAUGAGCUUUGCCACCCUGCAGGAGCACCGCAAGCACGUCCAUGAAGCCCACUCCCGGGAGUACCACCCCUGCCCAACCUGCUCCAAAGUCUUCAGCGCCCCAUCGCUCCUGGAGCGCCAUAUGGUGACCCACGUUGGGGGAAAGCCCUUUAGCUGUGAGAUCUGUGACAAAGCUUACCAGCAGUUGUCAGGGUUAUGGUAUCACAACCGGACCCACCACCCUGAUGUCUUUGCAGCUCAGAAUCAUCGCUCCUCCAAGUUCUCCUCCCUGCAGUGCAGCUCCUGUGACAAAACUUUCUCCAGCACCGCUGCUCAUCGAAAGCACGUCAAGGCAGAGCACACAGAUGUGAAGUUCCAUGAGUGCGAGACGUGCAAGGAGCUCUUCCCCACCUUGGCCCUCCUGCAGGUCCAUGUGAAGUGCAGGCACUCAGGCUCCCAGCCCUUCCGCUGUCUGUACUGCUCCGCAUCCUUCCGCCUCCCAGGGGCCCUGCAGAACCACGUCACCAGCAAGCACUUCAAGCAGAAGGAGAGCACCUUCCCCUGUGAGCUCUGUGGGGAGCUCUUCCCCUCCCAGGGCGAGCUGGAGGAGCACUACAAUGCUGAGCACCCCAAGAUGGUCUUCUCCCAAGCCACCACAGCCCAGAUUGUGCAGGUGAUUCAGACGUCGGAGCAAGGAGCAGCAGAGCACAUCAUCUCUUUUGAUGACGCCCAAGGCACUGGCUCCCAAGUCUUUGUGACAUUGCCUGAAUCUCAAGUGAGCCAAACUAUCUCUGAGCUAGUGGCAGUGACCAUGGAGGACUUGUUUGAUGACAAAGUCAUGCUGAUUUGUGAAGAAACCAAGUGAGAGUGAGCAGCGGGUGCCCAUGCAGGGUCCCUGGUAUCCACUGGGCUUAUUCAGGAGCUGUACCUUAACGUGCUGCUCCAGCAAGGAGGUUCAGGGUUUCCUUGGGAAUGUGACAUUGCAAAGAAAUGGCAUGCGGCAAGUACAGCAUGGCCAAGGACAGGAGAGGUUUGUAGACAUUCACAAGGGCCUGGGACAUCUCUCUGCAGACAGCACCUGCCAGCUCAGGUGAGCUGGACCACCCAUCUCUCCCAGCUCAAGAGAAAUAAAGCAGCAAAGGAAAAGAUGGAAAUUGAGCGUGUUCACAUGUGUUCCUGCACUGCUGUGGACCAGAGUGGAGGGAGGAGACUAAUGAGGACAAAGUUGCGGUGGUAUGAGUAUUGUGAAAGCAAAGAAAAAGCUGUCCUGAGAAUUUGGGGUGGAGAUUUUUAUAGCUGAAUCAGUGAUGUGCUCGCAGGUGUCUGCUGCUCUGCAGGGUGCAUAAGGGCUGCUUUGUUUCUUCUUUUGCUCUCCCCUGUGCCACUGUGCUGCCUGUUGUGCCAGCUAGAGAAGCCCUCCAGUGCAGCGUUUGGGACUCUCUACUGAAGCAGACACUUCUUGUGGGUUGUGCUAAAUGGCUCUGGAGCUGUUUAGGUGAUACCUUGUGUAGCACAAGUCUGAUCCUAUGCAUGUUUUGCAUUUGUCUGUUAGGAAGGGUCACAGGCAUGUCUGGGCAUCCAUGUCCUCUCAGGACAAACAUCCCUGAGCCCUCCUACCCCCCUCUAAAUCACCAGGACAUGCUGAAGCUGCCCGAUCUGAGAAGGGAGAAGGAGCUGUGCCUGCACCCCAGGGCCCCUCGCUGCUGGUAUCAGUGGAUUGCCACUAGUGAAGGUAUUUCUGAGUGUGCAGUAGCUGCAGUGACUGCACACAGAUGUCCCCCUGGCACACAGGGCAGUGCUUUGUAAAAUGCAUUCAGAUACCUACUGUAAAGUUUGCCUCUCUGGUGCCAGCCCGAUGCAACAGCUUCAUUGCAGCACGCUGGCCCCUUUAAGGCUAAAUUUCAUGACGCUUUUUUAUCUUCAGUUUCCUAAAAUAUAAUCUGAUAAUUAAUGGUUUGCUGAAUCCAUUAUGAAGUGCAAUUAGAUAGAUGCAGGGUUCCUGUGGCUCUAAGGGGACUGGUAGCAUUUAUCUUCCUUUCCCUCAUGCCAAAAGGUUGAACUCUGCCACUGUGGUAUUUACAUACUGAGCGGUGAUCCCUGAGCAGCCCCGUUCCAUUGCACUGCCCGGAGCCACGGGAGCACAGGAGAGGAACAGAUUGGAGUUUUCCAGCAGCAUCUCGUGCUGGCUGCUCACAGGCACCAGGCAGAGAUGGUUGCUGAGGUGGUGGUGCUAUGAGAGAGGUUUGUUCCUGUUACAACUUGGAGAGAGGUGAACAGCAAGGGAUGCUCCCAGGAGAGGGGCUUGGAGGAACUGGUUUGGUGUGUAUGGCAGCAAGCAUAUGACUGUUGAAGUGUUGUGCUUGCCUUGAAGGGUUCCCACCUUUCUCUUCCUCAGUUGCACGCACAGUUUGUCCCCCAGACUUUGCAGUAAUGGUGAAAUGGAGGAAGCAUGAGGUUAAGUUGCCACUGAAUCCAGGGAUGACCAGGAGAUGGUGCUCAAGGUCUUGAGGAUUAGUGCUAAUGGCCAGGUGCCUCUGCACCUUUGCUGAAGCUCCUCUUGGCCUUCCUAGGCCUUCCCCAGCUCCUGGACUGGCAGGGAGAGUCCUUAAGCUGCUGCAAAGCUGAAGGACAGCUCCAAGCCCUGGGCAGGACACCUACAAACCCUGGAUAUUGCUGCUUAAAUGAGAGGCUGAAACUGGGCUGUGGCCACCUGUGGAGAGGGUAAAAUACAUGCGUUACUGAGGCAAAGCAGUGAAAAAGCCUGGGACCUUCCUUGGCCAGGAGAAGAGCAGAGGUGGAAGUGCUGAAGACAAUCUCAUGCCUGCCUGGGCACAGGAGAGCUCUGUGUGGUGAUGAGCAUGGGAAUAAUGACAGGAUGAGCAAGUACAUCUUGGUGGUCUCAGAGCAGAUGUGGUGGAUUUUGUCCUGCAGGCUGAUAGAGGUGGAAGCUGUUCCCCCUUUUCUGGCACCCUGGGGCUGGGAGCUGGGGAAAUCCUGCACAGGCUGCUUGAGUGCUCUGGAGCAGGGGUGAAUUGUCCAGGCAAUGCUUUGCAAAGUCCUGGCCUUUGUUUGAGAGCCAGUAUCUGCAGGGUUGAAGAUGAUUUCCCUUUGUUCCUGAAAAAAUCUGGAGGAAGUGGAAAGAUUUAGCAGAGCUUGUGGAGAAGUUGCCUUAUAUAUCGCCCUCUCAUAAGGCAGAGGGAGCUUGGCUAGUGAUGCAUUUUGGCAUUGAUCCAUUUGCUCCCUUUUGACCAAGCAUUGUCACAGGUGAAGGGGAAUGGUGUCAAUCACACAUCAGGUGCAAUUCAGGCUUGUGUCCCCCAUUUAGGGCCAUUUCUCCUGCCUUGAUGCCCUGCAAGAGCCUGUGUGGACAUGUCCUCGGCAGAGUCCUGCCAGCAGUAAACACCCAGUGAGAGCUCUGCAGCUGUACCAUCAAGCAUCUCCCAUAUCAUUAUGAGGAGAUAACAACUCAAAUUCCCCCAUUCCAGUUUCUUCUUGAUGGAUGAAAUGUGCACAUCAGAGCAAAUUGCAGUGUUAGCAACACCUCUGUCGUACCUGGGAGGAAGAUGCGUUUCCCAGGGCACAUCCUGGUCUCAUGUGCAUCACGUUGAAGAUCCUGAUCACUAGAGAUUUCUUGUUGUGCUGCAUCUUCUUUUUUUUUUUUCUCUGUAAAAAUAAAACACAGAGAAGGAAAGAUGUGGUUACAGAUUGUCACGUGAAGCACUUGAUUGGAAGGUAAAGUGCUUGUUUCUGGGAGUGUGAUUUUUGCAGGUUUUCUCCUAGGUGCUGGAUGACCCACGGAGGUUUGUCAGGUCCUGUGCCCCUCUUGACCUUGGUGCCAUCCCUUUUAAGGGAGCAGAGGAGCUAUUGUCACCUCAGACUGGAGCAUGGGACCAUCCUGCCCUUCUCUGUGUCCUCCACAUGCUUUUGGGAAAAGGGCAGAACGCCUGUAACAGCAGCCUGGGGAGUAACAUCCCAUGAGGACAUUAGAUCAGAUAAUGAUUUCUCUAUCUCCAUGCAUUAAUUGGUAGCAUUUAGGGUGCAGGACUAAGCUUGUGGCUGUUAGGAAAUGUCUGUUCUCUGCCCAACUUUUACUGUGGCCUGGCGUCUGCCCUGUUCACGGGAGGAUCCUUUGGAAAAAGGCAGGAUGCCACUAGGCAGUGGCUGUGAGCAGCCCUCACUUUGCAUUUCCCAAUGCAAAAUGUGCUUUUGCAGGGUGUUAUUGUAACACAGCGUAUGCAAGUUCAGUGCUGCUGCCUUGCCCAGGGGCAAGGGAUGGAGGUGGCAGGAGCAUGGGGAUGGUGCUUGAAGCCCCUCCUGUGGGACAGGAGGAGGAGAGCAGGUACCAGCGGUCUGAAACCCUGUGUGUGAGUGGGGCAAGCCCCGGCUGAUGCUGAUCCUGGCAGAUUUCAUGAUGGGUCUGUCAGGCUGCUGGCACAUCCGCAGCGGAUUCAAGCACUGGAGGAGGGAAAUGAUGUUUUCGAUGGGCUCCAGCUUUCGAUGGGAACGCCGCGCGGUGUUCCGCAGGGCAGAGAUGAGACGCUUCAGCAACCAGAGGCAAUUCCCUCUCCCAAACACCGGCGGUUUGCUGCAGAUGGGGAGAGCCGAGGCGCUGCCCUGGGAGAUGGGCUCAGUAACCUUUGCAGCAGGGAGGAGCAGGCUGCUGAUGGAGGGACUCGGCUGUCUCUCCAGCAUCAGUUAAUGUGUCUAAUCCUGCGACACAGUCAGCUGUACAGUGCUUCCUUGCAGUCAGUUGCCACGAUUCCUAAUUUCCUGUGUUAAAGCAGCAGUUCCUUUUAUCAGGUCUCCAACCAGCCUUUCGUACAGAGGGUGAAAACAGAAGCUCUCACUUUGCCUUCCCCGCACUGUGUAUGAUCACUCAAAGCAGGAAAUCUGCCCAGGUUUCUAAUCAUAUUUAAACAAACCUGAUAAAGUGUAGCUCUUAGUUCAUUUAAUAUGAGGCACACGGAUGCUGUAUGGUGCCUGCUGUUAAAUUACUAUAUAUAGCUCUCAUCUACAAUUGGGAUGGGGUUGGGAAGCACCCAUGGGUCAGACCAUGGCACCUGUUUCUGUGACCUGCAAGGAAACAGAAAGUCCUUGUUGGCAAAGCGUGUGGAGGAUACAGGGGCUGGAGGAGUGAUAAGGAGCAGUGGGGAUCCAAAUUGCCAGGCACGUGCAUGCAGCCAAGCUGUGUGUGCCUUACCAUCACUAAAUGUCAGGCUGUGUAUCUGGGAAGAGGUGAUGCUGGUGCAUGGAGAGAGGAGGGGACCAUGGCCAGGAUGUCUGAAAGCAUCCUGAGGUCUGCUCAAGGUAACUGGGGCCAUAAGUGACAUUUGGGGGCUUUAGUAGCUGCUUUUGGCAGGAGUCAGGAGGUGUUUGCUGCUGCCCCUGCUCUGAGCGCCGCUGCAGCUUGAUGCCAUUCCCAUACAGCUGCUUAGCCACAGCCAUGUAAGACAAGUAAAUGACAAACUGGAGGCUGUGCAGGAAACAAAUGACAGCACGAGUCAGGAGCUGGAAAAUCUGCCUUAUUGCAUGAGAGUGAAGCAGCAGUAAUUGCUUGGUGUGGGUAAGGAGUGACCUAGGGCAGUCUUCACCCCCUGCACUGUGUUCAUUCCUGUCUCUGGACUCCAGCAAAGGCAAAGUGCUGAAGGGCAUCAAUGCUAGCAAGGGUCCAGCUGUACAGAGCACAAAUGCUUAGAUUUGCCUUAUUUCUCUUCCCCUCUUGGAUGCCUUGGAGAUGCCCAGCAUUGAGGGCAGUCCUUUUCAGACAGUGACCUUUUCACUUCUAACAGGAGCAGUCGGUCCCUGUCUUGUUCCUGGGGAGCUCAGGGUCAAGUUGUUGGCUGAUAUUUCCUUCACCCCCUGGAUCAGGGAUACUUAGAGCCCUGCAGCAUAUGGGAAGCCUGGUCUGGGCAGGCUGUCUGCUUGUGUUCUUCUUUGUGCUUUCCAGACCUUCUCCCAGUGGCCCCAGAGCCUCUUGCAGAUGGGGAGGGCUGGCCAGGGUGGGUCUGCUGCACACAUUCUCACUUGGAGCACAUAGUAGCUGCCAACAAACGGGUCUGUGCAGAUAGAUUAGAUCUUGUUUCGUGCCGUGCAAAAUCAUCUCAGCCCCCAGGUCUUCAGCCACUGGAGGCUUUCUGCCGGUGGUGGAGGUUGCUCUCCUCCUCUUGGCUGUAAUGAGGUGAGCAGAGCCCUGCCUCAGGUUUCAAACUGCCUGCGGAGAUAAUCCGUGCCCCUCCAGCUGCGCUGAGCCUGCUAUCGGGUAUGAUGAUGGCUUUCCCUGACGUGAAUCUGGCUUUUUCUGCCCAAGGAGGCCAAGGCCAUAUGCCACCAGCUCCAUGGCAUUGGCUGCCUUGGCCAGCACUUUGUUAGGGAAGAGAUGAGUUCCAGUCCUCAUCAGCUGCCUUCAUCCCUCCACUCUGCUGUGCUUCACCUGGACAAGGUCUCCCUGCAGGUUCACCCCAGCCCUCCACCACCUUCACCUGGUUUAUCAUCACUCAGGAGCAUCUUCCUCAAGGCCCAUUCCAUGGAGAUGGUGCAUCUCAAAGUACACUUGCCAUGAGCCCCAUGCAGGGCUUUGCUCUCUGUAGGGACUAUAUGUGGAUGCACAUCUGUGAAGUCUUCAGUUGCUGGUAAAUAACUCCCAUUCUGGCCUUCUGCAGGAGUCGCGAGGAGGGCUCUGUGCUGGGUGGAAGAUGGGUGGGAUGGAUGGAUGGAAGGACCCCUUGGCAAUUACAAACGCAUGAAUCGUUCCCUUUAUCCAACUUGUGUUGUAUUAAUUUCUUCCAGCUCAGAGGCUACAGCUGAGGCAGUAUUUAGAGCAGGGCUGCCCUGUCAGUUGGUACUUAAUGCCAUAAUAAUGCCAUUAGUUUAUCCCAUUGCACUUCAAACCUUGUUUCUUUUGACUCUGAGCAUUUAAUACCGGUUGGUAUUGAGCUGUCCAGUGACACACGGGGUUUUUUCCAGCAUGGUGUAGAUGAUAGUGAAUUUGGUGAUACGCAGGAGUAGAUCAGAUGAUCCCUGUGGCGUGUGUGAACUUCCAUUUAUCAACAGUACGUUUUACUCGCAGCGAAUCUGGUCUCUGUUAGCAGUGAAUUCCCUCUGCAGCUCCCUACAGCCUCUCUCAUCGACUAACCCAGAUAAUCCUCAGCUAUCUGCCACAUCUCUGUAGAUCUAUUAAACACACAAAAGUUCUGGUGUCCUUGUGCGUAACCAGGGUAGGUUGCAAGAUUUUAAAUCCCCCAGUGCAGGAUACUGUCAAAGUUUUAUUGAAAGCCUAAAUAAAUAAACCACUUUUACUCA